Molecule: messenger RNA, 2295 nt
Organism: Aspergillus wentii DTO 134E9
Lineage: Eukaryota; Fungi; Ascomycota; Eurotiomycetes; Eurotiales; Aspergillaceae
Product: PHD finger domain protein
Exons: 2
Coding region: 1-2295 (764 amino acids)
Source: RefSeq, a predicted model, not a curated record
AUGAUGCUGACGGAGCCUUCUUUCAUGUUUAGCUUCAGCUAUCCAAACGGUGAACCUCAGACCCCUACGAGGACUCCUCCGACCACAGUAUUCGGUGAUGGUGCCUUCCAGACUCCGAAACUCGAAUCGAGCUUUUACGACCCUCGAGUCACCUGGGACACUUCCGACCCCUAUGCCUCGAGCCCAGAGUUUCUCCGAACGCCGCAAAGAUUCGGCUUGAACACUCCCUCCAACCCCCUGAGACUGCCAGACACCGCACCCGAUCGAAAUGCUAUCACGGGCUCGGCCAAUUUGAGGAGUGCAAGGGCAUCGGACCAGACAGAUACUGCCAGACGCAUCCGUCCGUCGAAACCUUAUGGUGACCUGGGCGAGGAAGGUCUCCGGACUGUGGAUUCUGCAAAGUCCGCCGCCUCAAUGCAGACCCCGCCACCCAGCAGCGCUUCGAGGAGGAAGGUAACAGGGUUAGAUAAUGUCAAUGACACGGCGAGAAGGAUAUCAAGCCCGGGCGCGGGUGGACAUCUGGAGACACCAAGUCGGUUGAUGGGUGCUUCACCCCAACUGUUUGGCAAUCUCCCGUCGUCCCCGGACCUAUUCCAGCUGGCAUCGGCAGAUCCGACAGCUUCCCCUUUCUUUCCUCAGCAGAAAUUGUUUUGGGACCAAGACCCUGAGCAGCAUGGAAAUAAUCUUUCCAUGUCGGGUGGCAAUAUGAACUUGUUCGAUUCCAGUACGGCCGAUGUCUUCGGCACCCAUCACAACCCCAUGCCUGAUCCUCAUAUCCCACAAUUACCUUCAAUCGAAGGGACUUUGGAUCUGCCAGAGUUUAACAACAACGGGUUUGGCCUCAGCUCAGCCGGUCCAGCUGAUACGGCCUUGUUCCCUGCUCCAUUCUCAACCUCCCCUCGUAUUCCCGUUCCCAAGGCAGAGGACCCAGCCUUGUUUCUAAGCUCUCCCGCCCGACGAUUUGGGGGUAUUCAGCCAAGCCCUAAUAAGAGGCUAUUCUCUAGACCAACCAGACAACCCUAUCAUCAUCAAACAGAAGAGUCCAAACGAGAGGAAAUACGCAGAUCACAAUGUGUAAAUCAGCAUCUUCCGGCAUUUGAUGACGACGAUGAAGAUGACCUCACGCCUCGACGUUUACGGCCGGGUCUGACACGGAGUUUAACUCAAAGUGCCAUCGGGUCUUCACACCGUCCAUUACCCCUUCAGCCCUCCUCGGGAAUGAUGGCUUCUGCCACUGGGAUCAGAAAAAGCCCAUCCAAGGGUCGGUCCUCCCCUGUCAAAAGCCUACGCCCUUCGCUUUCCCGCGCCAACUCGGUUGCCACUGGCCUGCCCACCCGCUCUCAAUCGGUGGUCUUGAAGAUCGGCAAGGAUGGCAGAGCAAAGGCGGAAAUGCAAUCUGUCCCCGAGCCCUCGACCGGGUUGACGGAUCCAAUUAGCGCAGUUGAUCUUGAAGACUCUACUGCAGCGGACAGCGAGUAUGACUCUGCUGCAGAAUUCUCUGAAUACCCGACUAUCCCUAGUCGUCACCCGUCCAUGGUCUUUUCAGAAGCCGGCAGACCAAUGCUUGCUCGGAGUGACUCCGGUUCUCGGCCUGUUUCCAAAGGCUCUUACACAUCAAUUGCUUCGUCUCACUCGGGUCGGGCAUCUCCUUGGGCAGGUUCAUCUCGAUCCAGACGCCCACAGUACUCGACUACAGAAGACUGGCGAAGGACACCUACAAGGCAUUCGUCGAUGGUGGUCAAUUCUGACUUUAGCCACGGCAGCGCCAGGUCUGUUUCCGCUGCAGCUCUUCCUGACCCUGAAGAAGACACGGGUGAUGCCCAGCAUGCACUCCGUCAAGUCCUUCGCCAGAGGAGUCGAAGACAACCUCACACAAUCGGUUACGGGCCCCGGUUCAACCACCCCUCCCGCUCUCUUGCGCACCUCCGCUCGUCUCCUCCUCGGUUUGGUGCAGAACUCGACAUCAAGUCCAGAGAACCCAACACCUCCCCUACUACCAUGACUGAUCCCGAUCUGGCGACUCCUGCUACCGAACGAUAUAGCAACCCGAGCAAUGGGACAAGAUGCGUUUGCAACUCUAUGGACAAUGGAGGCCACCUGAUGAUUCAAUGUGAAUCAUGCAACCAUUGGCUACACACCAAAUGUGUCGGACUAGAGCGGUCACACCUGCCAUCCUUCUACAUUUGUAUGUUCUGUGCGCAAACGCCUACAAGAAGACAGCGAGCUCGGCCCAUGGGGGGUGCCAGCCAUGCACCAACCUCGCCCUUGGCACAUAAGUCCUACCGAUUCCGAUGA